Linum tenue is the source of this 654-nucleotide messenger RNA. Lineage: Eukaryota; Viridiplantae; Streptophyta; Magnoliopsida; Malpighiales; Linaceae. The record is from the annotation of a GenBank genome assembly.
AUGGCGAUCUUGGUUUCAAUAUGGACAGUAACAAUAUUACUGUGUUUUUUAGUUGCAUCAUCGGGUGCUGAAGAGGCUAGCGACAGCAGAUGUGACGUCGAUCAUUCGUGCAACCAGGGACGGUGCUGUAGCCGUUACUUCUUCUGUGGUACCGACUAUGGCCAUUGUGUCACUUAUUGUUUGUCCCAGUGCCACUAUGUACCACCACCGCAAACCACUGCGGCCGUCGUCGCAUGGCGGCGGCCGGCGGAGGGCACCCUCGAUCAUCUACUGAAUAUUAAUGCCACGUUUAAGAAUGUUAACUCAUCGUCGCCAUGCGCGAUUUCUCUCUCCAAUGUGCCGCUGGCUGUGCGUAACAAGUAUGCUUUGGCUGCUUUCGGAGCAAAGAUUUCGCUGCCGCAGCUUGAAUCGUCUUCACCCUCGGGAGCACAACAGCCGACUAACACUACUACUAAUUAUUGCGGCAAGUGCAUGAAGUUGAGAAAUCGCGGAAGCGGAGCUGAAGCGAUGGUGCGAAUUGUUGACGAACGUAGCAGCGAGGGUCUGGAAUUGGACCGUGAAACUUUCGACAAGCUUCGUGCCAAGAGGAUUGCAAAUGCGGAAAGUAAUGAUGAUCGCCACCUUGUGCUGGAGUAUCGCUUUUAUAACUGUUGA